AGUUGAGAAAAUAUAAGCUAUAAGAAUUUUAUUUUUAUUUUUAAUUGGAUAAAAGAAAGAAAAAAAACAGAGAUAACGUUAGAACCAGAAGAAAGAAAAAGGAUUAGAAGAGGAAGCUAUGGCGACAUCUAUUGCGACUCUAUCUUCUCCGCCACCACUUUCUCUUUCUCUCCCUCUCUCGUCAUCUCGCUCUUCCUUAUUCUCCAACUGUUUCACAGUGACUACCCGAAGACCAAAGACUCGUUCUUUGGUUGCGAUUCGACCGGAGCAGAGGAGAAGAAAGGCUUUCACUUGUAAUGCUCUGUUUGGUCUCGGUGUCCCUGAGCUUGCUGUGAUCGCUGGAGUCGCUGCGUUGCUUUUCGGACCUAAGAAGCUUCCUGAGAUUGGCAAGAGUAUUGGCAAAACCGUCAAGAGCUUUCAACAGGCUGCAAAGGAGUUUGAAUCUGAGCUGAAGACGGAACCUGAAGAUUCUGUUGGUAGCUCGUCGUCUCCGGUAGCAAUGAGCAACAAGGAAGAGGAGAAAACUGAGGUUUCGUCAAGCUCAAAGGACAACAAUGUAUGAUGAGUGAUUGAGACCUUUUUUUUUUUGCUUUUCAUGUAGCUAAAUGAGUUUAGAUCAAAUACUCUUUUGUUAAGGGAAACAGACUUGUCUUCCUAUAAAAUAUGGUUCUAUGGUGUUUGAAUCUAUAUAGCUUUUCUUCUUAAGAAGAUAGAAAGCCUUUCAAAAUAAUCAUUUUUUU
This is a messenger RNA of Eruca vesicaria subsp. sativa (arugula), 740 nucleotides long. NCBI's taxonomy places the organism in Eukaryota, Viridiplantae, Streptophyta, Magnoliopsida, Brassicales, Brassicaceae. The record is from the annotation of a GenBank genome assembly.